AUGGCUGCCACUGUUCGGGACUCACGUGUGAGUGCAGGGAAAAAGCUGAAAAACUCCCUAAAAAAGAAGAAGAAGAUGAUGAAAAUGGUAGCCAGGGCUACAUCAUCUAAGCUGGAAGAUGAGGAAAAAGACGCUGCCGACAGGAAAGGUUCUGUAGGAAGCUGUGGCUUGGAAGAAGAUGACUUUUCUUCUUAUGAUGACGCAAUAGAAGCUGACAAUGAGGAGGAUGUUGAACCCUGUGACAAAGAAAAUGAAAAUGCCGCUGAAUCUAGUGUUGGAACAAAUACAGGCUGGGCAGAUGCCAUGGCUAAAAUUCUUAACAAAAAAACUCCUAAAAGUAAAUCCACCAUUCUGAUCAAAAACAAAGAGCUGGAAAAGGAGAAAGAAAAGUUAAAGCAAGAGAGACUAGAGAAAAGAAAACAGCUUGAUAAGAAGCGAGAGUGGGAAAUGAUGUGCAGAGUAAAGCCAGAUGUUGUCAAAGACAAAGAAACAGAGAGAAAUCUUCAGAGAAUUGCAACGAGAGGUGUGGUGCAAUUAUUUAAUGCUGUUCAGAAGCAUCAAAAGAAUGUUGAUGAAAAAGUUAAAGAAGCUGGAGGCUCUAUUAGAAAGCGUGCUAAGUUGGUAUCAACUGUUUCUAAGAAAGACUUCAUCAGUGUUCUUAGAGGAAUGGAUGGAAGUACAAAUGAGAAAAGUUCUACUGGGAAGAACUCUAAUGCCAAACAGACUGAAGUGAAAUCAGAAGAGAGUCCUGGAUGGAAUAUCCUACGUGAUGAUUUCAUGAUGGGAGCAUCUAUGAAAGAUUGGGACAAGGAAAGUGAUGGAUCAGAUAACAGCCAACCAGGAUCUGAAAGUUGA
Molecule: messenger RNA, 855 nt
Organism: Orycteropus afer afer
Lineage: Eukaryota; Metazoa; Chordata; Mammalia; Tubulidentata; Orycteropodidae
Gene: RRP15
Product: ribosomal RNA processing 15 homolog
Exons: 5
Coding region: 1-855 (284 amino acids)
Biological process (GO): maturation of 5.8S rRNA; maturation of LSU-rRNA
Cellular component (GO): preribosome, large subunit precursor
Source: RefSeq, a predicted model, not a curated record